UAGAUUUUUAUACAAAUUUAAAAUGGAGGAAAGUGAGGUAAAGUUGUUGAAUUUGUCGCGAAAUGGUCGUCACCUGGAAAUCCUGGAGUUAUUGGACGCACACCCCAACAUAGAUAUCAACUGUAAAGGUAAAUCGAAAAGCACGUACAGUUGGACUGCUCUACACCUUGCUAGUUAUUUUGGCCACACGGAGGCAGUAAAAGUGCUCCUAUCAAGGGGAGCGAACCCGAACAUACGAAACCACACGGGGGACACCGCGUUGCAUAAAGCUUCACUUACUAAGCGGGAGGAGGUUGUCCAUUGUUUAUUGGAGCAUAGUUCCAACCCGACGAUCGCAAACGACGAUCGUAAAACGCCGAGUCAGGUUGCGUCUGAUAUUGCGAUCAAGAAUGUUUUGGAAGCGGCUGAAAAAGUUCACGUUUUAAAAGAAACCGAAAAAUUCCUUCAAUUUGUGAAUAUGGAAGCUUUGUAAACAUGGACACCCCUGAUGAACAUGGCAACACUGCUUUGCACCAUGCAGCCAUGCGCGACCAACGGACAAUAGCCAUUGUUCUAUUGCAACAUGGGGUCGAUCCAUCAAAGAGGAAUAAACAAGGUGAAAGGGCUUGUGAUGUCACAAUGAGCAGCCAGAUGAAGAAAAUAUUGGACGUUAAACCUGUGCGCCAGAAUCAUAAUAUGGUGCAGAGGUUUGAAGGGCCAUUGAUGAAGAAGAAGCGAUUCUUAAGCCCUCGUUGGCAUUGGGUGGUGCUAGAGAGGGGAGUGAUCUCGUAUUUUGCUCGACGAGCAGACGCUGCAGUCGGAUCAAAACGGAGAUUCUUUAAAUAUUUGACCGAAUCCACAGUUACGACGCGCGAGGACAACAAUCACGGGUUCGUCGUUCGUUUCUUUGACGGAUCUUUCCACCACUUGAUGGUGAACCAGAGCAACAAGCCGCUGAUUAAUAGACAGAAAUGGGUGGACGCGAUUCGGGAGCACGCUGAGUACAGCAACCACUUUGUUGCCGCUGACAACGUCGUCGACAGCGAUUCAGAAUCUGAUGACCCGAUUAUUCCAAUCAUAGAUAUCAAAAAUAUUGUGCAGACAGCUGAAGUCCACCAGAAAGUUCUCCAAACCCACGUAGAACAUCUUACGCCAUUAAUCCAAAAGUUCAUCGCAGAUGAAACUACGGGCAAUAAAGACCGCCAACUAAUGCCCACCCAUGUGCUGGGAAAAUGCCAUGAGAUCCUGGGUUCGGCUACAGACAUGAUGAAGGAGUUCCAGAUGUGUCUGAAUGUAAUGCAAAGGCAAGAGCAGAUUCGAGAGUCGAAACUGUUAGACGAAUGCGAGAGAAACCGGGUUCUUCAGCAAUCAUUACAAGCGCUCGCUACCCAACACCACAACCUGGAACUCACCAUUGAGUCUCAAGCGGGGUCGGCUAGGGAAAGUCCUUCGAAGAUGCCCUGCACCCCGGAAGAAACAUUAAACGAAGCGACAUGUUCGAGGCAUUGCUCCAACAACUCCAAGACCUCUAGUGGUGGGUUUCUAAGCGAUGAGGACGAGUUUUACGACGCAAUAUCGGGAGAUUCUGACGACGAGGAUGAUGUCAUGAACUUCGAAGACGUCUCAUUGGUUGAGGCUGACGAGGAGCCGAAAUAUCACGCUGUAACGAGAGGGGAUUAUGACCCGACAAUAAAUUCUGAUGAGUCACAAUCGAAAUCGGAGACGAGCUCUCUAGCCCCUGUUGGUGGGCAUCGGGAUAGACUUGCGUGCCCGAUGUUUUCAAGGGAUGAGUUCAGUAUAUGGCACAUAUUGCGACAAUGCAUCGGGAAGGAGUUAUCCAAAAUAACGAUGCCGGUAAUAUUCAACGAGCCCUUAAGUUUCAUUCAACGCUUGUGCGAAUAUAUGGAAUAUAGUUGUUUGUUGGAACGAGCGUGUAACGCAGAGGAUUCAGUCCAGAGGAUGGAGUAUGUUGCAGCAUUCGCCGUCUCAGCACUUGCAUCCCAACUUGAUCGACUCGGAAAACCAUUCAAUCCAUUACUGGGGGAAACAUACGGAUAUGAAAGGUCGGACCUUGGUUUCACGUGGGUGUCGGAACAAGUAUCCCACCACCCCCCUGUUUCCGCCUUCCACGCCACCGGCACCAAACACCCGUUCACCUUCCAUGGCUCGGUUCACCCCAAACUCAAGUUUUGGGGCAAGUCGGUUGAGAUUGAACCAAGGGGGUGGGUGACGCUGCAUCUCAAAAACCCCGAUGAGACGUACACUUGGACGAACCCAAAAUGUUCGGUUCACAACAUUGUUGUCGGGAAACUUUGGAUUGAACAACAUGGGGUGAUGGAGAUAACUAACCACAGGUUUGAAGCGAAAAUAAUCGACAUUAGCAAACAGACGGUACGAAUCCUUGAAGGCGAUUGGACGAAACAUUUAUAUUCGUUUAGCGUCGACGCACAUGAACGAUUUGUUGCCACAGCAACGCAAACUAACAAUGGCACGAAGCAAAAAUCAAGUCGGAAAAAAACACAAAACUCGAGCACUUCAAGUGACGACAUAGCUAGCUUUAUGACAUCACAAGAUGAUGAUGUCAUGUGUCGAUGUUUGUGGGAGGUGCAGGAGCGUCCUGAUUGGUCCGUUGAGAUGUACAACAUGACGAGGUUCGCCAUGAGUCUGAACGCCGAUGAAUCUAAAGGACACGCCCCGACAGAUUCAAGAUUGAGACCAGAUAUACGAGCGCUCGAAAAUGGCGACAUAGAUGGGGCAAGUGGUGAGAAACAUCGCUUGGAAGAAAAACAAAGAUCCGCUCGUAAAGCGAGGGGGAAGAAGAAAGCCGAGUGGACUCCAAGGUGGUUUGAAAGAAGAACAAACGAUGCAACAAAAUCGGACGACUGGAUUUUUAACGAAAAAUAUCUUGAUUCUGAUUGGUCCAAAUGUCCCGAUAUAUUUUGAGAUUAUUAUUAUUUGUCACAAUCGCCAUUGUGACGUCAUUAUUUAUGAUUUUAGUACUAUUGUGACAUCAUAGUUGUAGGAAAUCUAUAUAAGGUGCAAUUCUCGCUUCCAGGGAACCCCCUAACCCAACACUCUUAACCGUGGUAUAAUAUUUUAAUAAGGAAGUAAAAAAAUCGCGAAAGAAUGA
Molecule: messenger RNA, 3109 nt
Organism: Ciona intestinalis (vase tunicate)
Lineage: Eukaryota; Metazoa; Chordata; Ascidiacea; Phlebobranchia; Cionidae
Source: RefSeq, a predicted model, not a curated record